UUUUUAGAGCCAGUUGAUCCUAACUAUGUACCAGAUUACCUAAAAGUGAUCAAAUCGCCCAUGGACUUUUCUACUAUGCAGAAGAAGUUAGAUAGUGGCCAAUACAAGAACGUGGAUGACUUUCGUCAAGACUUCAACUUGAUUGUGAGCAACGCGAAGCUAUACAACGCUAUUGAUACCAUUUACUGGAAGAGUGCUGAUAAAUUG
Messenger RNA from Rhizopus microsporus ATCC 52813, 207 nucleotides. RefSeq names its product Bromodomain-containing protein. Gene Ontology annotation, molecular function: protein binding. NCBI's taxonomy places the organism in Eukaryota, Fungi, Mucoromycota, Mucoromycetes, Mucorales, Rhizopodaceae. The record is from RefSeq and is a predicted model, not a curated record. The annotation marks the transcript as partial. The transcript has a single exon.